Prunus armeniaca (apricot) is the source of this 405-nucleotide messenger RNA. Lineage: Eukaryota; Viridiplantae; Streptophyta; Magnoliopsida; Rosales; Rosaceae. The record is from the annotation of a GenBank genome assembly.
AUGACAAAGCAAAGCAAUAAUGAAGUUAAUACUAGUGAUAAUGGUGUCGAGGAAGAUGGAUCUCCUAUGUCUUUAAACAAAGAAGGCAGCCAAUCCAUGAACAAUCAAAGUAAGAGGAAAAGAGAUGCAGGCUCAAGUGAUGAAGAGAAGAUUGUGACAGUAUUGGAGAAACUAUUUGAAGCAUCUGGAAAAAGGAUACAAAUGGUGACUGAGGCUAUGAUAAAAGGUAAUGAAAAUCGAUUUGAUAUUGCCAAAGAACUCAAGAAAAUGGGAUCUUCUCCUUUAGAUCAAAUUGCAGCACUAAAACUCAUUUUGAAGAAGCCACAAAAUAUAUCUAUGUUCAUGUCUUUGGAUGAUGAUAUCAAGAAAGUGUUUGUUGAGCAGUUGCUUAUUGACAAUGCUUGA